Messenger RNA from Oryza sativa Japonica Group (Japanese rice), 2454 nucleotides. RefSeq lists its product as uncharacterized. Lineage: Eukaryota; Viridiplantae; Streptophyta; Magnoliopsida; Poales; Poaceae. The record is from RefSeq and is a predicted model, not a curated record.
UAAACUUUAUUCCAUCCACUUAUGUAUCCAUUCAAGCCCCCUGCAAACCACAGUCCACACUCCACAGUGAGUUCAACGUCUGAUCCACCUGAAGGAAUCCAGUAAACAGAAAGAUCCUGCUACUGCCUGAAGACUGAGAUUCGUUGUGUCAUGUGGCAAAUGAUUUGCUAAGCAGUUAUUCCAGAGUCUUAGUUAAGUACCUUUUGCAGACUGAAUUAAUCCAGCUUAAAGUUGGUCAACAAACUCCACAGAUUAAUCCCCUACAUUCCCUUGCCUGCAGAGUGUUCAGCACAAUACAGUUAUACUCCCUAAGCCAUAAGAAAUCCAGUGCCUCCCCUCCACCACAUGUCAUGCUAUCUUCAGCAUGUUACCCACAUGCACCUGCUUGCAAUAUCUGAGACCUGAGCCACCAAGGAUCCCAAGUCCAAUGCAUGGGAGAAACAUACAGUUAGGAGGGAAGGGUGCAAGAUUCGACAAUGCAGCAAUUCUCAUACCUCAAAGCCAUUGGCCUGUGCCUGCCUCCUCCUCCCAAUAGUGAGUUUUUCGAUCUCUUUUUUUUUUUUUAAUCUUGAGAGAUGCCCCAUGGUGAGAGUUGGGAGUAGAAAAACAGGAGCAUGAUGUACUGCAGAGAAAUCAAGAUUGGUCCAUGAAAGAUAGAGCAUUUAUUCCAAGCAGGCAGAGAAGGUUCCUCCAGUUUUUAAACACCCCAUGAGGGCUUCCUCCACUCACUUUCAUGUACAGCUCACUUUCUUGGCCUCCUUCCUUUCCAGCUCGGUUUGCUAACUCAUGGUCUCCUCCUCCUACUCAUCAUCAUCGUCUUCUUCUUCUUGCCCAACUCCAUAUCUCUGCAUGGCUCCAUGCCUCUCCAUGGCGCCUAUGUAUAGCCUCUCCUAGUCCUAUCUCUCGUCUCAUCAUCGUACACAAACAGUAGUACAUGAUGCAGGACCUGUUCUCGGUGCCGUCCUGCUUCUCCUCCGGCGAGAAGCUGCCGGACAUCCCGAGCUCCGGCACGGCGGCGGCGGCCGCGGCGGCCAGGCAGAGCGCGGUGACGCUGGUCUACCGGGCGGAGAUCUCCGGCCACCGCCGGCUUGUCACCGUGACGUGGUGCAGGAACCUGCUCACGCACGGCCUGUCGGUGUCGAUCGAAGGGUCGGCGGGCAACGGCAAGGACAAGAUCGGCAGGGAGUACGGCGAGGCCGCCGUCGCCGCCACGGCGGCGGACGGCGGUGGCGGCGGCGGCGGCGGCAAGAGCUGCAGCGCGUGCAAGGUGGAGAUGCAGCCGUGGCACUUCUGGCGGAAGUACGGGGCGAAGCAGUUCCAGGUGGACGGCAACGCCAUCGACGUGGUGUGGGACCUGAGGAGCGCGAGGUUCUCCGAUGAGCCGGAGCCGCUGUCCGACUACUACGUCGCGGUGGUCGCCGGCGAGGAGGUCGUCCUCCUCCUCGGCAACCUCAAGAAGGACGCGUUCCGGCGGACGGGGUCACGGCCGUCGCUGCAGGACGCGGUGCUGGUGUGCAAGAAGGAGCACGUCUUCAGCAAGAAGAGGUUCGUGACCAAGGCCAGGUUCAGCGACAGGGGGAAGCUGCACGACAUCAGCAUCGAGUGCAGCAGCAGCAACCUCACCGGCGGCACGGACGUCGACAUGGCGAUCAAGAUCGACGGCUGCGUCAGCGUCCUCGUCAGGCACCUCCAGUGGAAGUUCAGAGGCAACGAGUGCAUCUCCAUCAACAAGCUCAAGGUGCAGGUGUACUGGGACGCCCAUGACUGGCUCUUCGGCACAGGGAUGAGGCAUGCCUUGUUCAUCUUCAAGCCCGAGCCGCCGUCGCCGUCGCCGCCGGGAGCGAGCUCUGAAUUCAGCACCGAUGAAUAUUCAGAUUUCUGCCUGUUUCUGUACGCAUGGAAGGUUGAAUGAGCCUACACACUUUGUUACUGCGAUACGGGCGGACGUUUUUUUUUUUUUAACCAUGCUAUGAACUGGUAAUUCAGAUCAUGUAAUGGAUUGGAAGAUAGAAGAAGAAGAAGAGGGAAGAAAUUAUUGAUGCCAUUUUGUAUUUCCUCUCCCAUGGAGAGGGUGUUGGGCACAUGGAAGAUUGCAUUAGAGGGGCACGCACAGGAUAGUCCUGGGAGUAGGAACAGGCUGGUCCUGAUAGAGAAACAUAGGGGGUGGUGACAGGUAGGAUUCACAAUGGCACUGCCUUUCCCAAUCAUGCAUUCAUGCUUAUUUAUCCAGAGAAACUCCAGCUAAUGGCUGGUGGCUGGUCCCUCCUAUCUAGUACUAUGCUCUGCUCCUCCUCUCUCAUUUUUCUAUUACUCAUUUACUUUGACCCUAGUUUCUUCUCCUAUCCUCAAGUAAAGGAAGAGUAGAUUGGGGUGCAAACCCCUGAUAGUACAACACUUGUAUAAUUCAGAUGUACUUUUGUUAAAGGCAACUAGUCAAGGAGUGCAUACUUUUCA